AUGACGUUGGCGAAAAAAAAGAAGGAGGCGGCGCGGCAGCGGAGGGAUCAGCUGAAGCAGCGGGAGAAGCUGGUCCAGGCACGCCUGCGUUCCGCUGCGGCUGCGGAGCCGGUGGAGUACGUUCUUCCUGAGGACGAGGCCGAGGUGGACGUCGCGCCGCUCUCGUCCACCGUUGCCAGCGGGCCCGGGAACGCCGGCCUUGACGCGGAGGACACGGAUCGUGUGCAGCUACCGUCUGUGACAGUUAACGAGGCGGCGAAAACGGCGACGCGAGGGUCCCGGCGGCGGCAUAAAGUUCCCUGGGAGUCGCUGAAGCUUCUCAUCGCGGAGCGGUACGGGCUGGAGGUGAGCGCCCUCACCACCGAGCACGACGGCAACGCUGAGGACCCCUACUUCACGGUGCUGCUCAAGUCGGUGCGCCGCAGCGUCCCCGUGCCGCAGCAUUGGAGCCAGCUGCGUGCCUUUCUGGGGAAUCAGGCGGACCGUGAACGUGCAACGGACAUUGUCCCGCCUGAAAUUGCCGCUCUAGGCGUGGAACGAAUUCGCGCGACGAGGGACAAGAAGGCAAACCCCGACCAAGUGUCUUUCGUAACCUGCUUUAUUUCAGGAACACCUCUGCGACGGAAACAAUUUCACGUGAACCUCAGCCGCUUUGGGGAUAUCUUCUACGAGGGCAAAUGGCUGCCAAAGACGCACCAUGAGCCGGGGCACCUCUCGCAACGCCUUCGGGCAGCAUUAGGCAUGGGGCCACACUCACCCCCGCCGUGGCUGUACGGCAUGCAGGCGAUGCGUCGUCUGCCACCGGCAUAUCCCACACUUAAGGUGCCCGGUCUCAACGCGCCCAUUCCACCCGGUGCGCAAUGGGGUAACGGCGAGGGACAAUGGGGACAACCGCCACGAAAUGAGAACAACACCUUCCUCUUCCCUGGCGUCAUGGAAGAAGUGGCCGCAGAGGAGGCGCCAUCGGUGUACUGGGGUACGGUUCCGCCGCUGCUCACCAGUGAGACGGCGCUGUUGCACGGCGGUGUGGCUUCUCCGCCACCGCCGACAACAACAGUCGCUGCACCAAAGCCGGUGGUGACGGCGAAGCCGACCAUUACUCCCGUGCCGUUCCAUUCACAGGCCUACACACCAGCUGCCGCGGCGCGGUACGUGGCAUCGGCGCCGCAAGAGUACGUUCGUGUGCAGGACAACACGGCCGGGGCGACCGUCGCUCUGGGGUCAAUUUUGGUGCCCAAAGCGGCCGCCGCAGCGACUGUGGUACCGCCUGCGGCCCCGUCGCAAGAACAGCCUGAGAAGCGUCCGCAGCCCCCACGGCGCCCCACAAAAUUUUAA
Molecule: messenger RNA, 1335 nt
Organism: Trypanosoma rangeli
Lineage: Eukaryota; Euglenozoa; Kinetoplastea; Trypanosomatida; Trypanosomatidae
Product: putative spliceosome-associated protein
Exons: 1
Coding region: 1-1335 (444 amino acids)
Biological process (GO): mRNA splicing, via spliceosome
Cellular component (GO): nucleus; U2-type spliceosomal complex; catalytic step 2 spliceosome
Source: RefSeq, a predicted model, not a curated record